Messenger RNA from Branchiostoma floridae (Florida lancelet), 3545 nucleotides. RefSeq names its product aryl hydrocarbon receptor nuclear translocator homolog. The record is from RefSeq and is a predicted model, not a curated record. The transcript has 10 exons. The coding region runs from base 858 to 3545 and encodes 895 amino acids. Gene Ontology annotation, molecular function: protein binding; RNA polymerase II transcription regulatory region sequence-specific DNA binding; DNA-binding transcription factor activity, RNA polymerase II-specific. Gene Ontology annotation, biological process: regulation of transcription by RNA polymerase II. NCBI's taxonomy places the organism in Eukaryota, Metazoa, Chordata, Leptocardii, Amphioxiformes, Branchiostomatidae.
AUUUGCCCCAUUUCUAUCUUUUUCGGUGUACUUUAGCUCUCGUUGAUCAGAAUCAACUCUCGGCUGAAGAGUACAUGUGUUAAGCAAACACUCCCCGGAGACGGGUCGCGGCAACGGCCCAUGCGAUAAACACUCCCGCGUCAUUGAUUUGGCGAAGUGUGCGAGUGUCGCCCUCCCUCAAGAGAGGCGGAGCUACAACUGGGAGUCGUUCUGGGGUACAGCAACCGAUUUAUGCUCAAAGCCUUGAUAUACAAGUGAAAUAAAAAGCACGAAGACAACUUUGAAAGUGGUGAAAUUGUUUGCCGGGUAUAGUAGAUGUUAAAAAGUAACUUUUCUUUGUGAACAGUUCUGCUGUAUCGUGAAGAUUUGAAAGACAUAAUCCUUAUAAACUGAUUUCUCAACGCAUCUCAUUUUUGUUCUUAUUUGAGAAACGUCGUGAAAGUUCCCCCCAACAGACCCUGUUUAGACCAAGACCGACAUUGCAGCCCCCGAAUGGUGAGUCACCGAGCUGGAACCCUCCAUAAUAGCCUCAAAGGUCACUCGUCGUUUGCAGGUCACUUACUGUCAGAGCACUCGAACUCAUUGGUCGAGACACGCCGCUACUUCUCCACAAUUACUCCACGUCUGCGGACGGAAGGCGAUCAUCUUGUGGUUUGAGCGUCUUGGUGACAUCAAGCUGUGUAAGAAAAAAAUCAGAAGACGUUUGAAGAAACAGUCCGAACACGUGCACGCCGAGGUUUACAUUUGAGCCGUUGUUUUUCUGGCUCUCUGUUUAGAAAUCCACCCUAACAAUACGAAUGUGAGGUAGUUACGUGAUCUCACGGAGUCCGACUGAGACUAGGUGGUGAAGACUCAGGAUGGAAGGAGAUCCGAGGAAAGGACAUGUGGCGUUCUGCAGUAGAUCCGCAACCCAACAGAAAGCUAAGGUGGACCCGAGCUUCAAGUCGAAGCGGUACAGGGACAAGCAUCGUGAGCAGAUCAAGGCCAUGGAGGCGCUGUUACCGGUGGACCGGGCCACCCUGCAGAGGAAACUGGACUCACAGACUGUCUUCCGUCUGGUCAUAGCCUACUUCCGUACCAAGAUCUUCUUCCAAGCUGCUGGAUUUUCCCGCCACGACACAGCAGUGCCACCGACAGACAGAGAAAAUGAUGCCUCAUCCUCACGCGCAGUGGAGGAGAACAAGAGAACCACUCAGGAUGGCGCAGAGGACACGGGCUGUAGUAAAACUGACGUGUACGUGGGAGAGGAGCAUACAAUACAGGUGGAUGUGCCCUGCAUCUCAUUUGUAGUUACGUACACGCAUUACAUGGUGAUCUACACUGAUUGCGGUAGGGUCCUGCUCUCUGUCCGUUCAGCACCAAGGACAGUAUCUAGCUAUGCAUGUAUGAUGUAUUCCCGUACUAUACAAAAACAGGACUCAGACACAGGUACACGGCUUCCUAUGGUGGUGACGUCAGACGGGACGAUCCUGUACGUGUCGUCCAACAUCUCCGCUACCAUCGGUUUCAGUCAGGUGGACCUUCUGCACCGUUGCAUCUACGGGAUUGUCCAUCCCGAUGACCACCACGACUUGAAGUCAGUGCUGGAGCAGAGGUUUACAGCUUGUAGUACCGCUGACAAAAAGCCAGAGGGCGUACUUGACCAACGACCAACUUCCACAGAGAAGUCAUCGGUGAAACAAGGGACCUCGUCCUCAUCCGAUGCACAAAGUGAUGUUCAAGACCAUCCUACAGCGGACGCGGUGGAGGCAGACAACAGCAAAGAAGUGUCCUUUCUCUGCAGAUUGAAGUGCUUCAAUGGGACCAGCACCGGUUAUGUUAAGGUACACUGCACGGGGAGGAUGCGAUCAUUCCCGGAGAAGGUGAAACCGACCAGUCGGACGUCUGCGCAGAUCGCCUUCGUGGUGUGCCGUCCGUACGUCCUCCUGACCACCGACCCCUGUGGAGACACGCGGCAGAAUGCCUUCUGGUCCAAACAUGACAUCGACUUCAAAAUUAAAGCCUUGCACGACAGAGUUUCAGAGAUCCUGGAGUACGAUCCAGGGGAGCUGGAGGGAACGUCAUUCUACAGCCUAGUCCAUCCUGACGAUCUGGCGACUUGCUACGAGUGUCAUAAGUCACUUCUUGACAACAGUGAUGUACAGUCGAUGUAUUUCCGAGCCCUGAAGAAAGAUCAUGCCGCAGUCUGGCUACACUCCCGAGGAAAAGUCGUUCUGAAAAACUCCAGGAAAUCCAUCGUGUUUUCCCACUGCCCCGGAGGAGGACUUCUGUUUUCUCCCCAGGGAGCUUUACUGCGCAGGCGCUACGGAACCGAGGAUCUACUGCGCGCGAUGCAUGCCGGGACAGCCCUCCAGUACCCGUAUGAGGCCAUGCCUGCAGACGACAUCGACUACUCACCCUGCGGGCACUCUAGCGGGAAAUCCCUCAGGCGACGUCGCUGCACCCCUGGUGAUGUGUACGGCGGCCUGAAGGACGAGUUCUCGGUAUCAUUGCACAGCCCGCACGGCGCAUGCCCAUCGAGCAUGCACUCCGGCUCUGACAGGGACUCCUCGUCCCCUGCGUCGAACCCCUCCUCUCGCAAACGACCCCGCAAAGACAGCCGGCGCUGCGACGACGUCCCCAGUAUGAACACAAACCAAUAUUUUGCAAACACCUACCCCCACGUCUUUCCCUUCUAUUAUCCCAUGACGGACGGCUACAUCCACAGAGUUGGAAACCCUGAGCAAACUGAUAAGAAUUCAUAUCCAAGAGUAGGCCAUGGUUGGGAACAUGUCAAUCGCUUGGUUGGUAACCCGUAUUGCGACUUCAGUUCGUCAGAAUUUCACAACCCAUUACCCUCACCCCCGCCAUCACCGAGACCCGUGUGGAACGGAACCCACCAAGGUGGUCCUGCCAUGUCAAAUUCAGCUCAGAACUAUUACUCCGCGCACACAGCCAGUUACCCUACAUACGGCAAUGGCAUCUGUCAUUCGCCUGCGUCAAGUGUGUACACGGGACAGCCGUUCGGGUCAUGCCAGGCCUACCAGCCAGUUCAGGACGACAGGUGGCGGCGCAAUGGGUGCUGGACACCCCAGACCGUCAUGCCAUCCACACCUCCUAACCCUCUCUACAAGCACACGGACAUGCCCAGCUCAACUGUGCACUAUCUGUCUAGAAACAACCAAGCGCCUUGCAGUAGCACCGUUACAUCGAGCAAUCAAGAUUCCCUAACGGAUCCUGAACGCGCAGGCGCCACAACGUGGUACGACUGUAUCAGCCAGGUUUCCCCUCAGAUGGAAGAAACGUCCAACAUGCAGGAGUUACAGCCCGGCACUUCAUCGUGUAUGUACGAAGGGAAAGGGUAUACUCCAAAGGACCACGUGGCGACGGUGUCCUACCCAAAAUGGACAGCAGAAGCAACAUGUCGUCAAAGUGACUUUUCAUCAGAUGGCAACAUGGCCGUCACAACAAAGCAUGCGCAGUACGACUCGCAGUAUUUUGGCCUGAGGGAGAUGGACAUGCGUGUGCCGACAGCGGGGGGCUUCCUCGGCUACCUGUACAGCUGA